Messenger RNA from Exophiala spinifera, 369 nucleotides. RefSeq lists its product as uncharacterized. The coding region runs from base 1 to 369 and encodes 122 amino acids. NCBI's taxonomy places the organism in Eukaryota, Fungi, Ascomycota, Eurotiomycetes, Chaetothyriales, Herpotrichiellaceae. The transcript is spliced from 2 exons. The record is from RefSeq and is a predicted model, not a curated record.
AUGGUUCGGAGAGGCAGAGGUCGCGGUGCGGAGUCUGGUAAGCAGCCUAUGUCGGUGGAGCAAGGUCUCAUCGGGACACUCGCACACCUGGUCUUCGAAGCUCCCGCGCCCUCCGAAUCACAAGACCAGCUGGUCGAGUGGCUCUCUGGAGAUGCGUGGAAAUUCCUCGUCGGUUUCUUCCCGAGUAUGCUGGCCAUGCACCUGCUCGAACAUGACGACUCGGCCUCGACGGCCGGGAGCUCCACUAAAUCAUACGACAAUGUAAACUUCCAGAGUCCCCUAAGUGGAGGAGGAGAAGGAGGCAAAGCGCAGAGAUGGAUGCUCCUGGCCGAAUUCAGUGAUCCGUUCGGCGCCCCUUUCGCAACCUAG